GCUAGUGGCGCUGGUCGCUGUGUCUUGCACGCUGUUCCUGUUCCUACACACGCGGGACCUGAGCACCAAGCUGCGCCGCAUGGAGGGCAAGCUGAACGACGACGUGACUGCCUUCAACCACCUCACUGACAGUAAGUAGUGUUACAGCACGAGCGAGCUAGUGGCGCUGAUAGCUGUGUCUUGCACGCUGUUCCUGUUCCUACACACGCGGGACCUGAGCACCAAGCUGCGCCGCAUGGAGGGCAAGCUGAACGAUGACGUGACUGCCUUCAACCACCUCACUGACAGGAUCGAGACGGGCCUAGCGGGGUAUGCGUCGGCGCAAGAGCACAAAGAGGCGCUCGAGGCUAUUCGCAGGCACACCGGCGCGGAGCGGAAAAAACCUCAGCGCACACUAGAAGCGGAGCCUGAAGAUGCUCAAGAAGAAAUAGAGCAGUAUUUAGAAGAGAUAGUUCCCGAGCCAUGGGAGUUGAACAAUACUGCGCGCGCCGGCAUGGAACUGCUGUUCUUCAACCGUGUGCCGAAGGUCGGCAGCCAGACAUUCAUGGAGCUAUUGCGCAGGCUGGCAGCAAGGAAUCAGUUCGGGUUCCACCGGGACGCGGUUCAGCGCGUGGAGACGAUCCGCCUGGCGCCGGCCGACCAGCAGGUGCUCGCCAGCAUCGUCACGGCGCACGCGCCGCCCGCCUCCUACAUCAAACACGUCUGCUAUACUAACUUCACCAGGUACGGUUACCCAUCUCCGAUCUACGUGAACGUGGUGCGGGACCCGGUGGAGCGCGUCAUCUCGUGGUAUUACUACGUGCGAGCGCCGUGGUACUACGUCGAGAGGAAACGCGCGUUCCCCGACCUGCCGCUACCGGAUCCUGCCUGGCUGAAGAAGGAUUUCGAGACGUGUGUGCUGAGCGGCGACCGCGAGUGCCGCUACGUGGAGGGCGAGACGCACGAGGGCAUCGGAGAUCACCGCCGGCAGACGCUCUUCUUUUGUGGACACGAACCUCAGUGCACGCCAUUUAACAGCGUAGAGGCGCUGCAGCGCGCGAAGCGUGUCGUGGAGGAGCAGUAUGCUGUGGUCGGUGUGCUCGAAGAUAUGAACUCUACACUGUUGGCUCUCGAGCGAUACAUCCCGCGGUUCUUCAGCGGCGCGACUAAGUUGUAUUGGGAGGAACUAAACACAUUCAACCGCAUCAACCGCAACGCCUUCAAGCCGCCGGUCUCCGAGACCGUCAAAAACAUGGUCCGCGCCAACUUCACCCGCGAAAUAGAGUUCUACGAGUUCUGCAAACAGCGCCUCCACCUGCAACUUAAGGCGCUAAGGGAACCCGGAGUAACGCUGCCGGUGUCGCAGCGAGUCAAGCGGCGCGCGAUGAAGAGGUUCAGACGAGUGUAGCGACUGCUGUCGACUGGCCGUGACAAGACUGCUGUUGACUGGCCGUGACAAAAUACCUGAGAUUUGAGUGUUGAGUUUUUGGGUACAACGUGAGGCCAAUGGACAUUAUGUGUUAGUUGUGAAACUGUUGAAAUCAGUGCAAACGCUUAUAAGUGUAUCGAUGAGUAUGAAGUGUAUCGUUGUAGGUAGUCUUGUUGAGUACAUAUGUAUAUGUGCCUAUAUCUACAAGGUAGGUAGGCAAAUCGGAAAGUUGAACAUAGUUGAGUGUAUUCAACCAUAACUUCUUACAGUUGUAAAAUUCACGAAAUAUAAAGUGAGCCGAUCUUGUUCAAAUUUUUUCGAGAUCGGCUCACAUUUUAUAUUUCGUUGACCUUACCUUAAUACCAAUAUUUUCAUGAUUUGCUGGUGUAUUCCCAUUUGUCCGAACCCGGGUGACCCCGCCAUACAUAAGGCCGGGAAAAAUAGGAAUGAUUUAUAUGAAUACCUACACCUAUACCAAACCCAUCUCUGACUGGCGGGGACAAAUAGGAAUACACGGAUUUGCUGAUCAGACUAUGCUAAGAUACAGGGAAGAACAUGCAUCAGUUGACAUAGGUCUAUUUACAGUGCAGAAGAAUGAGAGCUCUCUUUAUGCAAUCUUAAGCCAAAAUCAUAAUUUUGUUUAUUAGAAAGGGACUUCCACUUGUAUUACAAGUUACAAGCUUUUGAUAAACAGGGCACUGGACUAGCAAUUUACCUCCCAUAGGCUAAACUUACCACUUCGUCGGAUUUUAUGUUUGUUUGAUACUUACAUCUGCCGUAUUUUCAUAGUAUGUCGACUGCGAAAUCGCAGUGUUAAGGUUUCAUUCAGAUGGGUACUGCACCAACAAUACUGCUGCAGCGUUGAUCCAGAUUUAUUUUCCUGUAGGACGAGCUUUUCGAUAUAUUUAAGAAAAAAAUCUAAGUGUAAAAAUAUGGGUGCGCACAUCAUACUCGAAAAUAUGUUUCAUAGCUCUUAUGUCAGCGAGAACUAUUGGGACAUAUUUUUGAGUAAGUUAGGUAUAUAUUACGUAUAAUGUACCCAUAUUUGACUGUACCAACGGUGCUCUUGUAGCUUCAUUGACGUUGAAGAACUUGUAAACAACUUGGAAAUACGCAAGUAGAACAAAGUUAGACGUAAUUUUAUACCUGAUAAAUUCUUGAGUAUUUUCUCUAGACAUAAUAUUUAUUCAUUAUUGAAAUAGGUAUUAAGUGUUGCAAAUGUAAUGUACUUUAUAGGAUUACAUUUGAUAAUGGGGCCCAGUGCUUUGUCUGGCAAGCUCGGCCAUUGCAAUAUACUUGUUUCCUAUAUACUAUGGAUGGUAAUAUUAAUAUUUACUUAGUAAUUAAAACUACUCACGUUAUCGCUUUCACUUAAAAGUAAUAAGACUAACAUCGUAAUCAUACGAGCAAAUACCUACAUUAAGCAUCAAAACAAACAAUAUCUUUUAUAUUAUUGUUUUGUAUAAAAAUAAGUGCCCGUUUCUAAGAGAGGUCUUGAUACCGAUAAGCAGUAUAAUUAAUUAAAUACGUCACUAAAUGCGACGUUUUCAAGCAAUAGCUACCGCAAUUUCUGCAGUUAAUAAGGUCGAUUUCUAAAUGAAUCCUUUUGGAACUAUUGUCUUAUUGAUUAUUAGUGCCUACUCUUUUUCUUUCAAACUCCACGUUAAAUACCUACUUAUUUAUAGAAAUAAUUGGAUGAACUUAUUUAUUUUAGAAUCGUUAUAAUAAGUUAAUGGUAAUGUUUUGUAUUUCACUAUCAUCCAAGCAUUGUGAUAUAUUUUUUGCCUUCGUGUAAAUAUAAUAAGUUGGCUUAGUAGGUAGUUGUAUUAAUAUUAAUGAGUAGGUACGGAUACACACUUGUACGUAGAUAAGUUGGAAUUAAGUAACGUUUUACCUUUAAGCUAAACAAUUAGGUAAGUAAAAGAAAGUUAAUUGUACAGUUCUAAUACUAGUGUCAUGUACCUAGAUGACAGUUAAAAAAUAAUGUUUUAUUUAUUUCUCAGCAAAUUACCCGUACUUAUUAAAUUUAUAAUCAAA
Cydia fagiglandana is the source of this 3445-nucleotide messenger RNA. RefSeq names its product heparan sulfate 2-O-sulfotransferase pipe (gene pip). NCBI's taxonomy places the organism in Eukaryota, Metazoa, Arthropoda, Insecta, Lepidoptera, Tortricidae. Gene Ontology annotation, cellular component: membrane. Bases 236 to 1387 code for a protein of 383 amino acids. The record is from RefSeq and is a predicted model, not a curated record. The transcript has 8 exons. Gene Ontology annotation, molecular function: sulfotransferase activity.